This is a messenger RNA of Nematostella vectensis (starlet sea anemone), 1980 nucleotides long. Its product is annotated as arylsulfatase B. The coding region runs from base 370 to 1962 and encodes 530 amino acids. The transcript is spliced from 8 exons. NCBI's taxonomy places the organism in Eukaryota, Metazoa, Cnidaria, Anthozoa, Actiniaria, Edwardsiidae. The record is from RefSeq and is a predicted model, not a curated record.
CACAUUUCCGAAUAAAACUAAUCUGAGUUGCUAGAUGCGUUAUUAGGAAGCGAAUUUUAAAAACUAUUUAAAAAGAGUACCAGCUUCACUGCUGACAUGGAAUGAAGAUGAGACGAAGGAGCCGCGUGCUUCUGCGCGUAUAUUUCCAAUUCAUAUGAUCAGCAAUAACAACAGCAGUGUUUAUACAUCAGCGGGUUUUGAAGUGUGUUUUUGACUCGGAAUAAGAGCAUAUUAUUCAUUAUAAUUCGCGAAUCUUUCCACAAUAAUUAUAAUUAUUGCAAUUGCUACAACAAAAAAUUACACCCUACACAAUUGAGGGACACUGUGCGUCUCGAGAUCGUCGUUGCAAUUUAACAUUUCCCUCUCGCAAUGGUGAAGAUCGUUCUUAUACUAAUAAGCGCCUUAACCGUAAUGGUGGCACGAACGUCUGCGACCAAGCCUCCACACAUCAUGUUUAUCCUGAUGGACGACUUAGGAUGGAGCGACGUGGGCUAUCAUAACAUAUCCCAUGCCGUGAAAACUCCCAACAUCGACAAGCUCGCGUCCCAAGGGGUCAAGCUUAUGAGUUACUAUUCCCAGCCCAUGUGUACACCUUCACGAGGAGCCUUGAUGACGGGGAAGUACCCUAUUCAUCUAGGUAUGCAACACUUCGUUAUUAACAUUACAUCUCCCUGGGGUAUGCCGCGACGCUUUCCAACGAUUCCUCAAAAGCUACGAACUCUAGGCUACCGCACUAGUAUGAUCGGUAAGUGGCAUCUGGGCUUCUUUGACUGGGAUUACACUCCACUCCGCCGAGGCUUUGAUUCAUUCCUUGGAUUCUUCGCGGGAGAGCAGGAUCACUGGAGACACUCCAAAAUGGGCUUCCUUGACUUUAGACGUGACGAGGAGCCCGCGAACGAGUACGGCGGUCAGCACUCUACCGACGUAUUUACUCAGGAGGCAAUCAACAUAGCCAUGCGACACAAUGCAAGCCAACCUUUGUUCCUACUUCUUUCAUAUGCCGCUGUACAUACUCCACUACAGGCUCAUCCAAAUGACGUCAAUAAAAUCGGCGGUGUUUCUGACAAAGAUAGACAAAACUAUUUGGGGAUGAUGGGUGCUGCGGAUUGGUCAAUUGGGAGAUUGAUUGAUGUUUACAAGCGAAAUGGGUUAUGGAACAAUACACUUAUGAUCUGGGCCUCGGAUAACGGCGCGCAACCAGGAAAAGGAGGGGGUUACAACUGGCCUUUACGGGGCUACAAAUCCAGUUUGUUCGAGGGAGGUGUCCGUGUUCCUGCUUUUGUCCAUGGAGAAAUGCUACAAAGAAAGGGAGGGACUGUGAACGACUUGUUCCACGUGACCGAUUGGUACCCAACCCUCGUCAAGCUUGCAGGUGGAGAGGUUGAGCCCGAUAUCGACGGCGUCGAUCAAUGGCCGACGCUUUCAGAAGGUAAACCAUCAAAGAGAGAGGAGAUUCUUCAUAACAUAGACAUCCCUGCCAACCAAGAAGAAGAGCGCAUGGCCCCAAGAGGGUUUAACUAUUAUUCCGGCGCUGCUUUGAGGAGGGGGCAUAUGAAACUCGUAUACAAGAUGGGCGAUGCUGGCUGGUAUCAACUACCCGAGAACGGCCACAGGGGGCCAGUAGUGGAGGAGAUGGUGAAGGACAGACUUCCUAUCGUCGAGCUUGCGCUUUACAACAUCACCGCUGACCCGGAGGAGCGAAAUGACCUCAGCAAGCUUAACCCAGAUAUUGUGGACAGCCUGUGGAGACGACUUCAGGAACUAAAUGCGACGUCCCUGGAAUAUCGCCUACAGCCUGAGGAUCCUAGGUCCAUUGCGCUCGCGGAAAGGCUCGGACGCUGGGAACCCUGGCUGGACGAGGAUGCCCCUGUGACGUCAUAUGGGCGAAGGCCAGCCUCAUGCUAUAUAUGGCUACUACUCAUAGGCGUACAUACAUGCUAUCGCUAUUACCGUUCAAUUUAAUAAACAGGACGUUUAUUA